AUGGCUUUUCUGGUCGGGGCUUUUGUGAAACAAGCUUCAAAAGCUAAUCUGCUUGUCCAGAUGCUUUUGGUGAUCGCCUUUUACGCUCUUGCGACCGCUUCCUCUAUGAUCAACACAGGGAGCCUUCCAGCUGAUAUCGAGUUAACUGAAAGUUCUGCCAAUACAAGUUUGGUUUUAGAAUAUUUAAAUCUUCUACACGCACGCGCGGACACAAGCCUAAGGCCCAAGGUUGUUUUUCAAUCGACUUGUUCGAAUGAUCAGAUUGCCUACCUUCAAACAGCCAUGAGAGACGCGGCGGAUCUGGCCUCCAGAGCUCGUACUGCAAUUAUCGAGCUUUUGGAAAUAAUGGAAAACAGAGAACAGCCUAGAACCUGGGCGGCGGCCACGUACACUAGAAACAGCCGAAAUUUUCUUCUUUGGAUUUCUUUUUUUGGACAGAUAGAGCUUGGAAGAGCGAGUGGAAAGGUCACACAGGCGGAUGCUAUAGCCACAAUGAAGCUGGCGAAAAGAAUCUUCAAUGAUGUCAAGAAGAAAUUAAGCGCAACUAACACAGACCUUGAAAUGAUAAUCAAUUGUUCUGAUGAAAGGCUUAUCAACACGGGCGAAGUGAGUGAUAUGGGGGCUCCACUUUAUCACGAUACAAGAAUUGAAGAUCGCGAAGUUCUCAUCGAGCAUCAUGUGACUUGCCAUGAGAAUCCCAAAGCGCGAGCUUAUACGUUCUAUCAUAAUACGGAUAUUAAGGACGAGACCGUAUAUUGCCCAGGUAGUUUCAAUCUUUGGGGUGGAAAGAACUUGGCUGCAAUUCAAAGCUCCUCCUUUCAAUCCUUGAAGGGCCAGCGCAUGUCAUACGUGAAGGAGUACUCCGCGGCCAUCACAGUGUUUCAUGAGUCCACCCAUUGCGAAGGUAUUUUUGGUGACAAUUUCACUCGUGACCUGACAAUUGUUCAUAACGGGAAAAAGUGGGCGGCUUAUGGGUCAUUGCUUGCCCGAGAGCUUGCCAAGGUAUUCACAAGCACUGGUACCCCCAUUAAUAAUGCUGGUGAAUGGAACUUCUUCGUCUCAAACGAGCCAAAUCUUUAA
This is a messenger RNA of Penicillium manginii, 1080 nucleotides long. RefSeq lists its product as uncharacterized. The record is from RefSeq and is a predicted model, not a curated record. The transcript has 5 exons. Lineage: Eukaryota; Fungi; Ascomycota; Eurotiomycetes; Eurotiales; Aspergillaceae. Gene Ontology annotation, molecular function: metallopeptidase activity. Bases 1 to 1080 code for a protein of 359 amino acids.